This is a messenger RNA of Macrosteles quadrilineatus (aster leafhopper), 865 nucleotides long. Its product is annotated as alpha N-terminal protein methyltransferase 1-like. Gene Ontology annotation, molecular function: N-terminal protein N-methyltransferase activity. Gene Ontology annotation, biological process: N-terminal protein amino acid methylation. Lineage: Eukaryota; Metazoa; Arthropoda; Insecta; Hemiptera; Cicadellidae. The transcript has 4 exons. Gene Ontology annotation, cellular component: cytoplasm. Bases 131 to 838 code for a protein of 235 amino acids. The record is from RefSeq and is a predicted model, not a curated record.
UGAAAUUGCCCUUGUUUGUAGGUUAGGUUAGUUUUAGUAUUCGAAAGUAACAUUAACAUAAGUUGAAAUUUGAAUAUAUCUUUUGAAAGUGUUGAUUAGCAGUUGAAGUUUACUGGUAGAGUAUGUAAAAAUGAAUCGGGUUGUUGAGAAGGACGAAGAAAAAUCCAUUCAGGACAUCAACUAUGAAGAUGCAAUCACUUACUGGAACCAUAUACCCCCCACAGUUAAUGGAAUGCUUGGUGGUUUUGGAUUUAUAUCCAGCACUGACCUUCAGGGCUCAGAAAUGUUCCUUAAAAACUUAUUUCAGUUAAAGAAUCAUCCUGAUCAUGGAACAGCAGUUGACUGUGGUGCAGGAAUAGGAAGGAUCACUAAACAUUUGCUAAUGCACCAUUUUAAAAAGGUGGAUUUAGUAGAACCAGUAAAACCCUUCAUUGACGAAGCUCGCAAUUAUAUCCAAAAUGAUGAGAAAAUUGGAGUAUAUCACAACAUUGGCUUGCAAGAUUUCAAUCCUUGUGUGAAAUACGAUCUGAUUUGGUGCCAGUGGGUUUUAUCUCAUCUAACCAACCAAGACCUUAUCAAAUUCUUUAAGACCUGCAGAGACAGCUUGAAUCCAAAUGGUGUUAUUGUGGUGAAGGAAAAUCUAUCAUCUAACCAAGAAGGGGACAUCGAUGAGCAAGACUCUUCAAGGACAAGACACGAGAAAGAGCUUAAACAACUGUUCACUGAUGGCGGACUGAAAGUUAUCAAAGAAGCAGUUCAGAAAAAAUUCCCAAAAGGACUAUAUUGUGUGAAAAUGUUUGCACUCAGGCCAGACAGUUCAACAGUGCUUCAGACUUAGUGUACAUUAAAUUAGUUGUUUUUUUAA